Molecule: messenger RNA, 721 nt
Organism: Geodia barretti
Lineage: Eukaryota; Metazoa; Porifera; Demospongiae; Tetractinellida; Geodiidae
Source: the annotation of a GenBank genome assembly
ACUCGGACUCUUCCCGGUGCGAGCCACGAGACGGUCCAAAAAUCACGACCGUCCGAUGAACUAUACCUGAGAUACGUUCCCAAUCAUGAACUCGAGACUUUCGCUGGUACAUAGCUGUGUUUUUCAAGUCCAGAAGUGCUUCGGCCAGCGAGGAAGCUGCCAUCACAAUGAACUACCCGCUACUUUCCAAGAACUGUGGGAAGUAUGAUGAUACUUAUUUUUUGUGCCACGGUAGAUGCCACCCAAUGGGAUGUGUUAUUUAGCUUGUUUCCAUGUGCCACCGCCGCAUCCAUGGCACAACGUGGUCUUCCAGGAUGUGCAUUUUGGGGAGGACUGUUGCAGUGGGAAACUCCUCCCUGUACUGCUCCCAUGAAAGCUGCUGUGUCUCUCUCUAGAGUGUACUAUUCGAAUUUCUCUGUUACCAAGUCAAUCAAUGGCGAUGCUGUCCACUACCCCUCCAUUGAACACAUUGUGGCACUUGGCAUACUGGUUCAGGGCACUUCUCUUCAACUAUGGCCACAAUACCAGAGCACAACACAUCAGCAGAUUCUUCCUAAAUGUGAACGUAGUGUAUAUAUGUGUGUACCUUGAGCAGUUUAUGCACAUGAAUCCCGACGAAAGUGCCCCCAUGGUAAGCUUGGCGUUGCACAUGUAGCUUCGCUAAUGCAGUGUCUAUAGGGACUGUAAACAUGGACCGUCUUUGUGUUGAAAACGUUCGGCC